AUGAGUGCGGACACAAAAUUUAAACACAACACAUCGAGCGAAUCCUAUAAUGGUGCUGUUACAGAAAAGUAUUCCUGGUCACAAUCAAUAAAUGAAAUAGACAUAUUCAUACCUUUGCCAUCGACAAUAACUUCAAGUAGGCAGUUGAAAGUUUUGAUUACACCUGCACACUUCAAAGUAGAAUUCAAGAACGAAUCAACUCCUUAUAUUGACGAAGACUUCUCGUUCAAAUGUAAACCAUCAGAGUCUGUGUGGUGGCUCUCAAAUGGUAAACUAUUGAUACAUUUACAAAAGAAGGAGGAUCGAUGGUGGCAAAAGUUGUUGGAGUCGGACGCGCCUUUGGAUAUAAGUAAAAUGAAUUGUUCAAGGCCCAUAGAUGAACUCUCUGAAGACGCACAGUCUUUGGUACAAGAAAUGUUUUGGAACGAAACACAAAAAAGUAUGGGCAAGCCUACUACAGAAGAUUUAAGAAAGAGGGAGCUUUUAAGAAAGUCCUGGAAUGUUGACGGUUCUCCUUUUAAAGGGACGGAGUUUGAUCCAUCUUUGGUAAACUUCCACUAA
Ctenocephalides felis (cat flea) is the source of this 561-nucleotide messenger RNA. Its product is annotated as nudC domain-containing protein 3-like. The coding region runs from base 1 to 561 and encodes 186 amino acids. Gene Ontology annotation, biological process: protein folding. The transcript has a single exon. Gene Ontology annotation, cellular component: cytoplasm. NCBI's taxonomy places the organism in Eukaryota, Metazoa, Arthropoda, Insecta, Siphonaptera, Pulicidae. The record is from RefSeq and is a predicted model, not a curated record.